UUGUUAGGGUGCCGGAGACUCAGUACAGAAGGAUCUGGCCACCUCUGCUGGUCUGAAGGCAUACACACAUGGGCAAAGAGAAAAAGUAAGCGGUGGAGAAGAAAGAGGAAGGAAGGAAAGAGUAAGAGAGAAAAAAGGAAGAAAGAAAUCUGUGGUUUUUACAGAAAAAAGUCAGCUAAUUGAAACUUGGGUACUAUUUGGCGUUGGUUUGCUGAAUUUAAGCCAACAUACGCAGAUAAAUGCAGGUAUUCUGUAGUGAUAAAAGUAAUUGACAUUUUUCCACAUGGUAAAUAAAUUAUUUUCAGCCAGAACGGAGGUGUAGAACGUGGCAAACCAACACAUUUUAUUUAGAGUCCGUAUCAAAUAGGAAUGACUUGGUGAACUUUUUCAGAGGAAGCUUCUCAUAUUAAAACACAGGAGCUAUCACUGGCUUAAUGAACUUUCUCUAGUCACCUACACCCUCCUAGUACCCAGGAGAUUCUUACUUACAUAAAUUCUGGAUUGACAGGUUUGAUUGCUCACCUCCUGCUUUGCUAUGUGAAAAUCAUGACCCAUACCCAAUUUCUAUAGAGAUUAUACCAGAAGAAAAUGAUGUGGUGAUUGUUUCUGAGCUAUUCCAUAUGGAAUGCAGUGUAUUCAGUGGCCAUGCCCUCCAUUAAACGGGUUUGAGCAAAAUUGAAAUGGAAUCUAAAGACAGAAACCCUGACUGGCUUCUACCAUGCCAGGUAAGCCUCACUCAUAAGCAAGGGAAGCAUCAAGAUCUUAUAUUAUUGAAUGCAUUGACCUACAAUGAUGUGCAUGUGAACUUUACUCGAGAAGAGUGGGCUUUGCUAGAUCCUUCCCAGAGGAAUCUCUACAAAGAUGUGAUGCUGGAGACCUACAGGAACCUCACUGCUAUAGGCUACAAUUGGAAAGAUCAUAAUAUUGAAGAGCAUUGUCAAAGUUCUAGAAGACAUACAAGGUAUAUCAUUGUCACAGUGAAGACAUAUUAGCAUGGGGCUAUUGAAAGAAGCAAUGUACCUCCCAGAACAAUUAAAAGAUAUAAUAGUCCCCAUUUUGAGUAGAUUUUUUAAAUGUGAUACCUGUUAUGUUUUAUAUAGGAUAUUCCGACCUGGCAGCAGUGCAAAGAAUGACACAGAAUCUUUUUAAUAUUUUAAAGCUUAGGCAAUUUACCUGGGCAGCCUCUGAACCCUCUUUUUCCCUUAACCCAAAUAAAACUAGUCAGGUGUCCCGUUGCAUGGCCAGCUCUACCUCUUCAUAAAUGUUCAUAUACAUCUGUUACCUGCAGUGUACUGCUAAUGAAUUUGUCUUUUGCUUUCUUCUUCCCAGCAACCCUCUCUCACUCAGAUGUUCUGCCCUCUAUUUUGUGCCCUGCUAUUAGUUGUCCACUUUUAUUGUUUCCAAUAGAUAAGAAAGGAAGGACAAAUGUUUACAAAAUAUAUGACAGGUGAUUGGCAAUAGAAAGAACAAUACUAAGUUCUGGCCAGCACUUAGUUCUCUGCUGUCUCAGCAAUCAGCAUUCACAUAUGCUGACACACUUUCACACAAUAUACCCCAACAUCAAUUUAUUGGUUAUUCAAUUUCCUUAAGAAUACUCAUAAACUCACACUGCAGAAAAUGUAAGUUUUAGGAAUGUUGAAAUUUUGUUUGUCCCAGUUAUCUUUGCAAAUUUAUCAUGGCGCCCAGUAUAGGGGAGUUUAUGAAGCCAGUAGAUUUUGCAGUUUUCUACAAAUAUGUGGUAAAACAUCUUAUAGAAGAAAAAUAUAGUAAAAAUAUGAGCCAGGUAACAAACAUUUUUAUCAUCACAGGUAUGUUUAAAUAUGCAAAACUACACAUAGAGAAGGAGAACACGAUGAAUGUAAAAAUAGUGAUGAAACCAAGAUGUAGUUCCUCUUUACCUUUACACCAUAUUGUAAAAUUGACAUGGAUAAAAAUAUUCAACAGUGUAA
Molecule: messenger RNA, 1949 nt
Organism: Psammomys obesus (fat sand rat)
Lineage: Eukaryota; Metazoa; Chordata; Mammalia; Rodentia; Muridae
Product: zinc finger protein 431-like
Exons: 4
Coding region: 681-992 (103 amino acids)
Biological process (GO): regulation of DNA-templated transcription
Source: RefSeq, a predicted model, not a curated record